This is a messenger RNA of Dovyalis caffra, 195 nucleotides long. NCBI's taxonomy places the organism in Eukaryota, Viridiplantae, Streptophyta, Magnoliopsida, Malpighiales, Salicaceae. The record is from the annotation of a GenBank genome assembly.
AUGGCUACCAAGAAAGUAAAGAGAGGCUCAAGAGGACUUGUUUAUGUAAAGCAGUUCUUUACAACAAGAAGUGACCAAAAUUCAACAAGAACCAGCGUGGAAUAUUCGCCGGCGGAGAAGAUGGAAGGAAUAUUCGUGGAGUCACGUGGGGGGCCCGCAGGAAGUGUAGGUGGGGACAAAAUGGGGGCCUCAUAA